Messenger RNA from Eucalyptus grandis, 1968 nucleotides. Its product is annotated as probable transcription factor KAN2. Lineage: Eukaryota; Viridiplantae; Streptophyta; Magnoliopsida; Myrtales; Myrtaceae. Bases 341 to 1381 code for a protein of 346 amino acids. Gene Ontology annotation, molecular function: transcription cis-regulatory region binding. The transcript is spliced from 5 exons. Gene Ontology annotation, biological process: regulation of DNA-templated transcription; abaxial cell fate specification. Gene Ontology annotation, cellular component: nucleus. The record is from RefSeq and is a predicted model, not a curated record.
GGAAAACGAGGCCGCUGUCUUCAUUUCCUCUCUCUCUCUCUCUCUCUCUUCUCCAUCUCAAAGUUCUCUGCAACUACUCCUUCCUCAGUCUCAUAUUGAUCUAACCCCAUUCAUGAAUCCAACCCUCUCCUCCCUCUUCCCAACUUUAAAUUCCUCGACCCAAUAACCAGAUCAACCCAAAAACUCUCAGCCUCCGCUGUUUUCUUUUAAGGGUUUUCUGGACACACUUUUUACCUAGAGCCUCUUGAUACACCUCAGUAUCAGGGAGCCAAAGAAAGGAGGAUAUAUUAUCAGAGGGAGAAUCCGAAACCAACGUGCCGUUUGUUCUUUCGUGGUCUAAAUGGAAAUCUUCCCAGCUCAGCCAGAUUUGUCCCUGCAAAUCAGCCCGCCUAACGCCAAAUCGGCGUCCUGGCGGCGGACGGCGGAGGAAGAUGUGAACCUGGGCUUCUGGAAGAGGGCCCUCGACUCGAGGAGCCACCACUCCUUGCCGUCCUCAAUGGCGGCCAAGAACGACGCCCGCUUCGAUCUAUCCUUGUCGAAUCCGAGGGCAGGCCACAACGCCGUUGGCGGCAACACCAUUCCGGAGGCCAACAAUAACGUCUCUUACAACCAUCUCCACCAAGGCGGCAACCAUAUCCACUCCUUCCAAAACCAAAGCCAGUACUCCGACAGUAAUCACCACCAGCAUAUGCACCAGCAUCAUCACUCGGUGUUGCAGCAUCAGCCACAAGGGCUGAGCCAAGAGCUCGGCUUCUUGAGACCGAUUAGAGGCAUCCCGGUGUACCACCAGAACUCUUCUAGUGCUUUCCCAUUCGCCACUCAACUUCAACAUCUAGACCCAUCGCCAAUUCAUCACCCGAAUAGUAGUAACUCCCUAACAAAUAGUGCCAAUUCCAUCGCUUCGAACCUUUGCCAUUCACACGGGCUGGUGAGAUCGAGGUUCUUGUCACGGUUUCCGGCAAAGCGGGGCAUGCGGGCGCCACGAAUGCGGUGGACGACUACGCUGCACGCCCGGUUCGUCCAUGCGGUGGAGCUGCUCGGCGGCCACGAGAGAGCCACACCAAAGUCAGUCCUUGAGCUGAUGGAUGUUAAAGAUCUAACCUUGGCACAUGUUAAGUCUCAUUUACAGAUGUAUCGAACCGUGAAGACUACCGAUAGAGCAGCAGCUAAUUCUUCAGGACAAACGGAUGUUUUUGAUAAUGGAUCGUCGGGAGAAACUUCUGAUGAUUUAGUAAUCGAAGUUGCGAACCCGAAAAGGCCUGAACUUGGAAGGCAUGAUCAUCAAGAUACGAAUCAACACGGUCUUUGGAGCAAUUCCUCAAUUUCCUCUAUUUAUAUAUGCCAAAGGAGUCACUCCCGAUCGAUUAUGAUGGACUCAUAGAAGCGUUUAUUUGGGUGGGUUUUUGAUACUAGAGUGCAUAUCGUGCACGGUCAGACCUUUUCAGUUGCACGAGAAGAGGAGUUCCCAGAUCCAGAUUGAAACUUGUCUCUAGCUCGGCAACCUUUGAAUUAUCAUUAAUACAUUAAGAAAGAAAGCACGCUCGAGUGAGCAUACUGUUACUGGAGAAAAUGAGCCCUUGAAUCGAGCGAUUACGCUUACUACCUGAAUUGAGUAUCUUGUUGGUGAAGAAAAGAAGAACACGCUGCUCCUUGCUUUGAUUUAUGUCGCUAAGCCACUGGAAACUCCUCAACAGCUUGAAAUUCUGUUACGAGAUCUUCUCUCAUCAUCUUCCUCUUGGACUGCACUUGAGUUGUGAAGAUUCAUCUAUCAAGGAAAUAAAAAGUAACCAAGCAUUGGAAAUUUAGUUGAGAAUUUGUCUCAUGUGCAGCAUAUAAAUAUAACACGGUUGAGAGAAACAUCCUUGGAAAAAUAAAAGAGAGAUGCAACUCAGAGAAAAAUUAACUUAGUUAAUUUAGAAGAGCCGAUUUAGUUUCUUUCAUUUUCCAAAGGUGAAAUGAAUCUUCAAU